Scomber japonicus (chub mackerel) is the source of this 1641-nucleotide messenger RNA. RefSeq names its product inositol 1,4,5-trisphosphate receptor type 3-like. Gene Ontology annotation, molecular function: inositol 1,4,5 trisphosphate binding; inositol 1,4,5-trisphosphate-gated calcium channel activity. Gene Ontology annotation, biological process: calcium ion transmembrane transport. NCBI's taxonomy places the organism in Eukaryota, Metazoa, Chordata, Actinopteri, Scombriformes, Scombridae. The annotation marks the transcript as partial. Gene Ontology annotation, cellular component: membrane; endoplasmic reticulum. The record is from RefSeq and is a predicted model, not a curated record. The transcript is spliced from 15 exons.
AUGGAUGAAUAUGUGCAGCUGUUGGUAGAUGAUCGAUGUGUGGUGGAACCGGCUGCUGGAGAUCUGGAGAAUCCUCCAAAAAAGUUCAGAGACUGCCUGUUUAAGGUUUGUCCGAUGAGUCGAUACUCGGCUCAGAAACAGUUCUGGAAAGCAAAGCAAGCCAAACAUGAGAAGGACAAGAUCGCCGACGUCGUCCUGCUGCAGAAACUACAGCAUGCAGCCAACUUGGAGCAGAAACAGAACGAGACUGAAAACAAGAAGGUUCACGGAGACGUAGUGAAGUAUGGAACAGUGAUCCAGCUGCUCCACAUGAAGAGUAAUAAGUACCUGACGGUGAACAAGCGUCUGCCGGCGCUGCUGGAGAAGAACGCCAUGCGGGUCACGCUGGACGGGACCGGCAACGAGGGCUCCUGGCACUUCAUCCAACCCUUCUGGAAGCUCCGCGCCAACGGAGACAACGUCGUCGUUGGAGACAAAGUGAUCUUGAACCCGGUGAACGCCGGUCAGCCGCUUCACGCAUCCAACUACGAGCUGAGCGACCAUCCAGGCUGCAAAGAGGUGAACUCAGUGAACUGUAACACCAGCUGGAAGAUCAACCUGUUCAUGAUGUUCAGCGAUCACAGAGAGGAAGUCCUGAAAGGGGGCGACGUGGUUCGCUUGUUUCACGCCGAGCAGGAGAAGUUUCUGACCUGCGACGAAUAUAAAAGCAAACUUCACGUUUUCCUCCGAACGACGUUGAGACAGUCAGCGACCUCCGCCACCAGCUCCAACGCUCUGUGGGAGGUCGAGGUCGUCCAUCAUGACCCGUGCCGUGGGGGGGCGGGACAUUGGAACAGCCUCUACCGCUUCAAGCACCUGGCAACCGGCAACUACCUGGCUGCUGAGGAGAACCCUGGUUAUAAAGGAGACAGCCCAGAUCUCUCCGCCUCGAUGGACAGUAGUCGUAGCAACAAGCGUUCCCAUGGCGAGAGGAUCAAGUACAAGCUGGUCGCGGUGCCUCAUGGGAACGACAUUGCCUCGCUGUUCGAGCUCGACCCGACGACGCUGCAGAAGACCGACUCCUUCGUCCCGCGGAACUCGUACGUCCGGCUGAGACACCUCUGCACCAACACCUGGAUCCAGAGCACCAACGUCCCCAUCGACAUCGACGAGGAGAGACCCAUCAGACUCAUGUUAGGAACGUGUCCCACCAAAGAGGACAAGGAGGCGUUUGCCAUCGUGUCGGUCCCCGUGAUGGAGAUCAGAGAUCUGGACUUCGCUAACGACGCCAGCGCCAUGCUGAGCACCGUCGUGGACCAGUUCAGCCAAGGCUUCAUCAGCCAGAACGACCGCCGGUUUGCCAUCAAGCUGCUGGAGGACGUCGUCUUCUUCGUGGCCGACGUCAUCAACAGCGGUCAGCCGGUGCUCGACGUCGCCAUGAGCAAAGCCAACCGAGAGAGACAGAAGCUGAUGAGAGAGCAGAACAUCCUGAAACAGAUCUUUGGCAUCCUGAAGGCUCCCUUUAAGGACCGGGGGGGAGGGGAGGGGCCUCUGCUGCGUCUGGAGGAGCUGGCCGACCAGAAGAACUCUCCCUACCAGUACAUGUUCAGACUCUGCUACAGAGUCCUGAGGCACUCCCAGGAGGACUACCGCAAGAACCAG